Cryptomeria japonica (Japanese cedar) is the source of this 4614-nucleotide messenger RNA. Its product is annotated as kinesin-like protein KIN-12B. The record is from RefSeq and is a predicted model, not a curated record. The transcript is spliced from 16 exons. Lineage: Eukaryota; Viridiplantae; Streptophyta; Pinopsida; Cupressales; Cupressaceae. Gene Ontology annotation, molecular function: microtubule motor activity; ATP binding; microtubule binding. Gene Ontology annotation, biological process: microtubule-based movement. The coding region runs from base 180 to 4205 and encodes 1341 amino acids.
UAUAAAAAAUCAUAGCUGAGGGUCCCUGUUCAAAAAUUUCCCAACGUCUAUAUUUUUUUCUUGUCGCGAGUACAUCCAACGUCUUCCUUCUCGAAUCUCAUCAUGUUCUUCGCCUUUCAUGAGCCAAUGCUGUUGAAAAGACUGUGUUGAGGAGAAGCAUCUUCAUCAGGAACGAAGAAAUGUCUUGUUCGUAUCGAUCGAGACCCCUCAGGGGAUUACCCACUUCACCAUUGGAGAGGGAGCCAUUUUCAGAGAGACUCUCUCGCCCAAAGAAGACCAACGCCAUUCUCGCACACAGAAAGCCCAAGUAUGGUAGUGAGAAUGUGCCCCCAGAGGAUGACAAUGUCAAGCCAAGUCAUAGCAAUGUUGAGGGAGGAUCCCCCUCCCCUGCCAAAAUGGCCUCCAGAUCUAGGCCUCCCAGGCCUCCUCUUCCUCCAAGAGCCACAGGCACUCCCCCUGCAAGAAGGAAAUUAGGUCUCGAGUGCCCAACAGAGUAUAACACUUCUUUUGUUUCUGACAAGGCUGCUUCAGACACUGGAGUCAAGGUAAUAAUCAGGAUUAGACCCAUGAGAGCAGAAGAGAAGGAGGUCACUCAGGUUGUCCACAUGCUCUCUCCGAAUACUAUUACUGUUAUUGACCAACAGUUCAGUUUUGAUGCUGUAGCAGGCAUGGAUUCCACACAGAAAGAAAUUUUUGAGAUGGUCGGGCUGCCACUGGUAGAGAAUUGUAUGGCAGGGUUUAAUAGUUCAAUAUUUGCUUAUGGCCAGACUGGCAGUGGAAAAACAUACAGCAUGUGGGGGCCAACAUGUGAUUCAAGUGGAGACAAAUUCCCAAACAAGGACCGGGGUCUCACUCCUCGUGUAUUUGAGCAGCUUUUUGCUCGAAUCCAAGAGGAAGAGGGUAAGAAUGCUGAUAGGCAACUUCGCUAUCAAUGUCGCUGUUCUUUCCUAGAGAUUUAUAAUGAACAAAUUACAGAUCUCUUGGAGCCAAAUCAAAAGAAUCUCCAGAUAAGGGAAGAUGUGAAGACAGGUGUUUAUGUGGAAAAUUUGACAGAGGAAUAUGUCUCCAGUGUAUCUGAUGUAACACAGAUUGCUCUCCGAGGACUUGCAAACAGGAGAGUUGGUUCAACGAGCAUGAAUGCCGAAAGCUCUCGUUCUCAUAGUGUGUUCACUUGUGUGCUUGAAUCUCGAUGCAAGAGCCUCUCGGAUGGUGUGUGUAGUUUGAGGACAAGUAGAAUUAAUCUUGUAGACCUUGCUGGAUCAGAACGUCAGAAAUUGACAGGUGCUGCUGGAGAGAGGUUAAAGGAAGCAGGAAACAUUAACCGUUCACUUUCACAGCUUGGGAAUUUGAUAAAAAUUCUCGCAGAAGUUUCACAAACAGGAAAGCAAAGACAUAUUCCAUAUCGUGAUUCAAGGUUAACAUUUUUGUUGCAAGAGUCUCUUGGUGGGAAUGCCAAGUUGGCCAUGGUUUGUGCCAUAUCUCCAUCAGGCAGUUGUAGGAGUGAGACAAUGAGUACAUUAAGAUUUGCUCAGCGUGCUAAAGCCAUACAGAACAAGGCUGUUGUGAAUGAAGAAACUGAGAAUGAUGUUAAUUUGUUGCGGGAUCAAAUACGCCAACUAAAGGAUGAGCUUAUGAGAAUGAAAUCAAAAGACAGUAAUCAACCUGCGGGCAAUGGUGGCUACUCAACUGGAUGGAAUGCUCGCAGAAGUUUAAGCCUUCUCAGAAUGAGUCUUGCUCCACUGACACUAUCACAUAUGGAUACGGACAGUGACGAAGAUAUGGAAAUAGAUGAGGAUGCUGUGGAAGGAGUUUCUCUAGAGAAGUCAUCCCAAUCUACAUAUGAUGAUGAAUCUUUGAAGGAUUCAAGAACCUCAAGCAGUAGUGAAAAGGAGGAAAUGCAAGCUGAUUUAAGUGGUCUCCAAAGAGAAAAUAUUGAUGUAAAACCUAAAGCUGAACUCAACACUAGUCAUCAAACUGGGGAUACUUCCCAUCCAAACCGUUUGGUUUCAGAAAUCCAUUUGUGUGCCCCAAUGGAUGAUGAAGUAUGUAAAGAUGACUUUGUGUUUUUUCCAGAUGGAAAAUUAUCACGUGAUGCACAUACUAACAAUGGUAAAAUGAUGACUAAGCAAAUAUGCUCAAAUACAGAUCAAACAGACUCUAUCAGCCAUGACCCAAACACUGAAAACAGUGAUGUUAAUAAGGAGAAGGAAGCUUCAUCUCCCACAUUAAGCAUUGUACCAUGUCCAUCAUCCCCAAUCCUUCUGUCUCCACCUCUAAGUGUCUCACCAAGGGUUCCACAUGUUAGGAAGAGCAUGAAUAAAUCACUCCACAAAUCCACUUUAUCUCCUCCAGAUGUACAUGGAUCUGAUGUUUUGAACUUAUCCUUUGAACAUUCUGUAAGAAAGAGUUCACAUAUUCAGUCUGAUACGAGCCAAACUUCUACACCAGAUCAAUUGGCUGCUAGUCUUCAACGUGGCCUUGAAAAAUUGGACCACCACCACCAAAGUUCAGGUUUAAGAAAAUCUUCCGUAAGAUUUUCAUUCCAACAUUUUAAUAAGAUGCCACAGCAACUGAUUGACAAAGUUGAUAAAGCCAUACAGACUUCUCCAAAGGGGGAAUCCACUUCAGCAACUUCUGUAAUCCUACAUGAUUCUUGUCAGGGACUUGAUAUUGUCAAGCAAACUGUUUUGGAGGAUAGAGGAGACAUACAAGAUAAAUCACAAUGGCAGCUAAUCCCUGUUGAAGAAAAUAGAAGUUCUGCACGACCUAAUCAAGUAACUCAAGCAGUGGAAGGCGUUUUAGCUGGAUCUAUAAGAAGAGAGAUGGCACUAGAAGAAGUCUGCAACAAACAAGCUGCAGAAAUCGAGCAUCUGAAUCGCUUGGUUCACCAAUACAAACAUGAAAGAGAAUGCAAUUCCAUGAUACAGCAGGCUAGAGAGGAGAAAAUAGCUCGCCUUGAAAGCCUUAUUGAUGGUGCUAUCACAACCGAGGACUACCGAAAAGAUGAAUUGGAAUCAUUGGCAUUUGAAUACAAGUUAUUGGAAGAGAAAUAUCAGAACCACCCGGAGGUAACACAAGCAAAACUUGAAGAAAAGCACCUUUUGGAGGAACUUGAGAAGUACCGAAACUUCUAUGAGUUAGGAGAAAGGGAUGCAUUAAUUGAAGAGAUGCAGAAUCUGCGAACACAAUUACAGUACUACUUGGAAUUGAGUACUUCUAGUUCUGCCAAAAAGUUAAGGAUGUCUGUAACAAAAUCUCAGAGACCUGAACUUAUUGAAUCUUCUCCUUCUCAGGCUCUUUGUACCAUCUCUGAGGUGCCUCAUGGAAUCAGUGACACUCUCUCAGAUAAGAAAUGGGAGGAGGAGAAUCGAGAAUGGACAGAAAGGGAGAAUGAAUGGAUCUCUUUGGUUGAUGACUUAAGAGCAGAGCUUAAUUCUGUUACUCGCUUAGCUGAGAAAAGAAAGAAAGAAUUGGAAAGUGAGCAAACAUGUGCUGGAGAGUUGAAAGAAGCAUUGCAAAUGGCUAUGGAGGCACAUGCACGCAUUUUAGACCAGUAUGCAGAAUUGCAAGAAAAGUAUAUGGUUUUACGUGGCAAGCACCGUAAGAUUAGAGAAGGUGUAGCAGAUGCCAAACGAGCUGCUGUAACGGCUGGGAUGAAGGGUACAGAAUUGGCCUUCAUUGAAACUCAAUCAGCAGAAUUAAUGGCUCUGAAGCUCGAUAGAGAACAAGAACAUCAAAUGAUGCAAGAGGAGAUAAACGGAUUGGAAGCCCAAUUGAGUGAUACAGUAGAUGCAGUUCAAGCAGCAGGAGAGUUGGUGGUUCGGCUAAAAGAUGCAGAGGAAGCUGUAUCAAUUGCUGAAGAUGCUCUAUCCCGUCGUGAACAACAUGCAGAGGCUCUGCGUCGGGACAUUGAGAAAUUAAAGCGGAGGCAUGCUACAGAGAUUGCCACGCUGAACCAGCGACUUCUAGAGAGUCGUCUACAAAAAUCAUCUGUAUGCCCAAUGUGCCAAGUUGCAGAGAGGGUAAAAUUUGAGUUUACGGAUGGGGACGAUGCCACUCUUGAGGCAGAUUCUGCCACCAAUGAAGCCCAACAAGAAUCGAAAGGAGAAUCGGAGAAACACUUUCCCCAUGAAUUUGAAGAGCACGACGAGUUUUUACAAAUGGAUAAACCUUCUUGGUUUGGAUACGAUGCAUGCAACAUUUAGAAAUUUUCUUCUUUCCCCUCUUAUAAGCAGGUGUUGUCAAGAUGGAUGAAUUUGUUAUGUAUAUGUUUUAAGGUGUACAAUAGGCAGUUGAGACACUCUAAUCUUACCAUUCAUUACCUUGGAUCUGUCGGUUUUGCAGUGAUAUUUCCUGCAAAUGACUGUAUGUCCAGUAACAACCUUAAUUCAAAAUUCUUUUUUUAGGGUAUCCAACCAGAGUCAGAAUUUCUUUCUAUGUAUACUUAUAAGUAGUACUAGGGGGUUAGGCAUUGAGUCCGUUCAAAUGUAUACUUGUCAGUUCCGGGGUUUAAAGUUUACUCUUAUCAGUACAUUUUACUGCUUUCCAUGUAUAUUUGUCAGUAGCAGGGGGUUUGGAAUUUAUAAAUAGGAAUGCAAUUAAAAGUUCAGACUU